AUGGAUCCACCCCCUGGAACUUCAAAGUUUGUUGACCUCCUUUAUAGUCAACAAACUGUUUCCUUUGGUAACUUUGAAGAUAGUGCAACACUAUCUUCAACACAGGUUCCAUUCCGAGGCAGUGUAGGAACCGAAGCUUCAAACUUUGAUGGAGACAGUGCCGCUGGGCGUAGAGAACGUCGAAAGUGGACACCAACAGAUGAUGUUGUCCUGAUCAGCUCGUGGUUAAACACGAGCAAGGAUCAUGUGGUUGGGAACGAGCAAACAUCCUCCGGGUUUUGGAAAAGGAUUGCUGAUUACUUUUCAGCAAGUCCUCUUGUUGCUGGCCUUGAAGAGAGAGAGCCAACACACUGCAAGCAACGAUGGCAUAGGAUCAAUGACCUCGUUUCCAAGUUCUGUGGAGCGUAUGAAGCGGCUACUAGGGAAAAAACAAGCGGCCAGAAUGAAAACGACAUUGUGAAGCUAGCUCAUCAGAUAUUUUACAACAACUACCAGAAGAAAUUUACACUAGAACACGCUUGGAAGGAGCUAAGGCACGACCAGAAGUGGUGCGAGUUGGCUACUGCAAAAAAGGAAGGGAGCUUGAAGAAGAGGAAGUGUCAGGACGGUGGAGAUUCAGAGACUUCUCCACCAACUGAGAACAAACGUCCUCCUGGUGUGAAAGCCGCAAAGAAAGGGUCUAACAGGGCGGUGAUAGGGGAAGAUGAUCUUAACAAGUUUCAGUCUAUGUGGACAAUGAAACAGGCAGACUUGGCCGUGAAAGAAAGGUUGUCUCAGCUUACUCUACUUAACAGUCUCAUUGGGAAAAAAGAACCCCUUGCCGAGUAUGAAGAAACCCUCAAGCAGAAGCUGAUAAAUGCUUUGUGGUGA
Molecule: messenger RNA, 870 nt
Organism: Brassica napus (rape)
Lineage: Eukaryota; Viridiplantae; Streptophyta; Magnoliopsida; Brassicales; Brassicaceae
Product: glutathione S-transferase T3-like
Exons: 1
Coding region: 1-870 (289 amino acids)
Source: RefSeq, a predicted model, not a curated record